Messenger RNA from Nezara viridula (southern green stink bug), 1389 nucleotides. The record is from the annotation of a GenBank genome assembly. Lineage: Eukaryota; Metazoa; Arthropoda; Insecta; Hemiptera; Pentatomidae.
GGCUUUCCUAAUUUGAUUAAGGCAAAAUAUCGUUAGUGAUUGUUUGAAACUAUCGAUAUCUUAGAACGUUGAUAGUAUCGAAAUGUCCUGAACCACAUGGCCGCGUUUGAUUUUGACCAUUUAGUGUAUGAAUUAUAUGUGUACGUGUAGUGUUGGUUUGUAAUAAACUGUUUUGAUAGACAGUAACAAAGAAAUGGCCGAAACGGACCAGAAAGACAUUAAUGUUAUUAGGUUUACUGAUAAUGCAUGUAAAAGUAUUCAAGUUGACAAAUUGUUAGAUUUAUAUCUUGAUUUGGGGACUCUUUUAGCCAUUGAUACAAACGACCUAAACAACAAAGAGUUACAAUCAAGGAAAGAUCAAUAUUUAAAGUCAUUAGCAAGAGAUAAUACACAAAUUUUAUUGAAUUCAAUCUGGGAAUUACCUACUGAAAAGGUUGAGAACAAUAUUGUUGCCAAAUUACCAAAAUCUAAAUUCAUUUUGCCUCGAGAGAAACCUGCCCCAAAGCCUAAACCUCUGACUAAAUGGCAAACUUUUGCUAAGGAAAAAGGUAUUAAAACAACCAAAAAAUCGAGAGUUACUUGGGAUGAAGUUUUAAAUAAAUGGGUUCCAAGAUAUGGUUAUAAGAAAACUAAAGCUGAAAAAGAAAAGGAUUGGAUUAUUGAAGUUCCUGGUAAUGUUGAUCCUUAUACAGACAUGUUCGAAAAAAAGAGCACCAUUAAACAAGAAAAAGUUGCUAAAAAUGAGUUUCAGAGAUUAAGGAAUAUUGCUAAAGCUAAAAAAACAAAAGUUCCAUCUAUGGGUCUUCCUCCAACCCCCAAAAUGACUGCAAGACAAUUAAAUACUGCAGCCCAGGUAGCAAAUAUUUCUACUGCAUCAUUAGGGAAAUUUCAACCUAAAUUGAAAAAAGAAAAAACAUUGAGUAAAUCAUCAGUACUCAAUUUAAAAAAAAGAAAACUUCCUGCUCCGACCAAAGAUGAAGAGUACAAUCGAAAUUUAAAAUUAGCAGACUCUCUUAUUAACAAGAAGCCAAAAUUAAAUUUAGAGAAAGCUGUUAAUCGUGAAAUUUUUGAUCAGGAAACAUCAAUUUCCGAAAGGAAGAAAGGAGGAGGCAAUAAACAAAGGAAAAGAAGAAAUAAUCAAAAUUCAAAAGCUGGCAGAGAGUUUAAAAAAACCACAGGAAAAAAAAGGAGAUAAGCAGUUUUUUAUGACAUUCUCUUUAAAUUUUUAUAUUUGUGAUAAAUGUUUGUAAAUAUUUAUGAUAAGAUGGAAUAAGAAUUAAACUGUUUAUAUUCAGUUAAAAUUACACCAGGUUACAAAAAAAAAAAAAAAAAUUGUUAUUUUUUCAUUUAUCAUUCCUAUAAUUUCCAUUUCUAAAAAUGUAUGUGCAU